CGCUGCCCCGCGGCGGGCCGGCGCACCGAGGCUUCGUCAAUGGAAGUAUGUUACCAGCUGCCCGUGCUGCCGCUGGACAGGCCGGUGCCGCAGCACGUCCUCAGCCGCAGAGGGGCCAUCAGCUUCAGCUCCAGCUCCGCGCUCUUCGGCUGCCCCAACCCCCGGCAGCUCUCGCAGAGACGUGGAGCAAUUUCCUAUGACAGCUCAGAUCAGACUGCGUUGUACAUUCGUAUGCUAGGAGAUGUGCGAGUAAGAAGUCGGGCAGGAUUUGAAACAGAGAGAAGAGGUUCUCAUCCAUACAUUGAUUUCCGUAUUUUUCACUCAAAUUCUGAAAUCGAAGUCUCUGUGUCUGCAAGAAAUGUGAGAAGGUUGCUUAGUUUCCAGCGAUACCUGAGAUCUUCCCGUUUUUUCCGUGGUAUCACUGUUCCAAAUUCUUCAAACAUUUUAGAUGAUGAUUAUAAUGGACAAGCAAAGUGUAUGCUGGAGAAGGUUGGAAAUUGGAAUUUUGAUAUUUUUCUUUUUGAUAGACUGACAAAUGGAAACAGUCUAGUCAGCUUAACCUUUCAUCUGUUUAAUCUACAUGGACUAAUUGAACACUUCCAAUUAGAUACGAUGAAACUUCGUAGAUUUUUGGUUAUGGUUCAAGAAGAUUAUCACAGUCAAAAUCCUUAUCAUAAUGCAGUUCAUGCUGCUGAUGUGACUCAGGCCAUGCACUGUUACUUAAAAGAGCCCAAGCUUUCUGAGUCUUUAACUCCAUGGGAUGUCCUGCUUAGUUUAAUAGCAGCUGCCACACAUGAUUUGGAUCACCCAGGCGUUAACCAACCUUUCCUAAUUAAAACAAAUCAUUAUUUAGCGGCUUUAUAUAAGAAUACCUCAGUAUUAGAGAACCAUCACUGGAGAUCGGCAGUGGGGUUGCUGAGAGAAUCUGGUUUAUUUGCACAUAUGUCAUUAGAAAACAGGCAGCUGAUGGAGAGCCAGAUAGGUGAUCUCAUUCUCGCCACAGACAUCAGCCAACAAAACGAGUACCUGUCCAUGUUCCGAUCCCAUUUGGAUAGAGGAGAUCUAUGUUUGGAGAACGCGAACCAUCGUCACUUCAUCUUACAGAUGGCUUUGAAGUGUGCAGAUAUUUGUAACCCCUGUCGGACAUGGGAGCUGAGCAAGCAGUGGAGUGAGAAAGUAACGGAGGAGUUCUUCCAUCAAGGUGAUAUCGAAAAAAAAUAUCACUUGGGUGUGAGUCCACUUUGUGACCGACAGACAGAAACUAUUGCCAAUAUCCAGAUUGGCUUUAUGACUUACUUAGUGGAACCACUGUUUGGGGAAUGGGCCCGUUUUUCCAACACGAGGCUGUCUCAGACAAUGCUUGGCCACCUGGGACUGAACAAGGCAAGCUGGAAGGGAGUGCAGAGGGAACAGUCGGGCAGCGGUGACGAUGUUGACCCCACUUUUGAGGAAAUGGACUCAGACAUUUUACCUCAGGAACCUCGAUUGUCCUGACCUCAAUCUCCAAGACAAAACUGCCUCUUCCCUCGGUAUCUGCACGGUUGGAUUCAAGGAGACACAUGCCAGCCCAAGGUUUUGGUAGAAUGGUAAAAUGAUGCCAGCAUUAUUUAUUUCCAAGUUUUCCUUUGACACAGACCAUUUGACCCAGAAUUUUUUUAAGCCGCCAGACCUGAACAUAGAGCAAUAUGCACCCGCCUCAGUUGGUUGUCGUUCGGAACCUUGAAUAUGCAAAGCACAGCAGCGACCGAGCCUCGGAGCAACGGGACGGAAGCGUCGCCGUGCCCCCUGGCUUGGGUUUUCUCAUGAUAUUUGGAAUACGGUCUUCAAAUCUAAGACUUGACAUGGAUUGUUCCACUCCCUUGGAAUUUAGCAAGACUUGCAUAAAUGUGUUCAAAGCAUACCUUCCACUCAGUCCCUGUUUUAAUACGGAAAUGUGAAGUGCCCAUCCUCUGCUGCCUCUGGCAAGACUCGAUGUUUACAAAUGUACUCUGAAACUGUCGGUUCUAGACUUAACCUUUGCGCAUGGCUGUGAAGGAACCACUAACUUGGGUUUUUUGCUUUUUUAAAAGAAAAAGAUCAAAUUUGAGACUGCAGCUCUUGUUUCUUUGGAUGCCAGAAAAGCCUCCCAUUUGCCAUAAUUUUGUUUGUGCACUGGGAACUGAGCAUUCAUCAUAGAGCACAGCCAAGCUUUACUCCAGUGCUGUAUGGGAAUGCAAUUUUUUAACAGCGAAAAAACACUUCUGAAUCUGGGAAGGGAAGGGGUGGGGGGGAAGCGUCCGAACUGCAUUGCGAUUCUGCAGUGGGAACAUCGCAUGUUGUUCUCACUAUUGUACACUUGAACUGCACAUGCAAGAAAAAGGUGGAAUGUCUAAACACCAUAAUCAGCUCAGGGUAUUUGCCAAUCUGAAAUAAAGUGGGAUGGGAAGCGUGUCCUUCAGAACAAGGGUACAAAUGCCCCUUUCGCUGCA
Messenger RNA from Melospiza melodia melodia, 2468 nucleotides. RefSeq names its product phosphodiesterase 7A (gene PDE7A). The transcript has 13 exons. Bases 40 to 1494 code for a protein of 484 amino acids. Gene Ontology annotation, molecular function: 3',5'-cyclic-AMP phosphodiesterase activity. The record is from RefSeq and is a predicted model, not a curated record. NCBI's taxonomy places the organism in Eukaryota, Metazoa, Chordata, Aves, Passeriformes, Passerellidae.